AUGACCAUCUCCUACACACUGAAAGUCGCCAACUCCCGUUUUGGGGGUUUCUCCAAGCUGCUUUUCCGCUGGAAAGGCAGCAUCUACAAGCUGUUGUACAAGGAGUUCAUCGUCUUCGUGGUGCUGUACGCCCUGCUCAGCCUUGUCUACCGGCGGCUGCUGACCGAGGAGCAGAAGCGGCUCUAUACCAAAGUGGCUCAAUACUGCAACCGCUCCACGGACCUCAUCCCCAUGUCGUUUGUCCUAGGUUUUUACGUCACCCUGAUCGUGAACCGGUGGUGGGCCCAGUACACCAGCAUCCCCCUGCCCGACCAGCUCAUGUGCGUCAUCUCCAGCAACGUCCACGGCAAGGACGAGAGGGGCCGGAUCCUGCGGCGCACCCUCAUCCGCUACGCCAACCUGUCGGCAGUCCUCAUCCUGCGCUCCGUCAGCACCAGGGUGCUCAAGCGCUUCCCCACCAUGGACCAUGUGGUGGAAGCGGGCUUCAUGACGCAGGACGAGCGCAAGAAGUUCGAGAGCCUCCACUCUGACUUCAACAAGUACUGGAUCCCCUGCGUGUGGUUCACCAACCUGGCAGCCCAGGCCAGGCGGGACGGCCGCAUCCGCGACGACGUGGCCCUCCGCCUGCUCAUGGACGAGCUGAAUCUCUACCGGGCCAAGUGCAGCAUGUUGUUCCAUUACGACUGGAUCAGCAUCCCCCUGGUGUACACACAGGUGGUCACCAUCGCCGUCUACUCCUUCUUUGCCUUCUGCCUCAUUGGGCGGCAGUUCCUGGAGCCGCUGGAGCCUGGGCAGGAGGGGGACCUGGACAUGUAUGUCCCCCUCUCCACACUCCUCCAGUUCUUCUUCUACGCCGGCUGGCUGAAGGUUGCAGAGCAGAUCAUUAACCCCUUUGGAGAAGACGACGAUGACUUUGAGACCAACAAGCUGAUAGACAGGAACCUGCAGGUGUCCCUGCUCUCCGUGGAUGACAUGUACCAGAACCUGCCCCCCACCGUGAAGGACAAAUACUGGAACGAGUCCACGGCUCAGCCCCCCUACACCACGGCCACAGCCGCUGAGACCUUGAAGCCCUCUUUCCUGGGCUCCACCUUCGACAUGCGGUGA
Molecule: messenger RNA, 1107 nt
Organism: Gymnogyps californianus (California condor)
Lineage: Eukaryota; Metazoa; Chordata; Aves; Accipitriformes; Cathartidae
Gene: BEST4
Product: bestrophin 4
Exons: 8
Coding region: 1-1107 (368 amino acids)
Molecular function (GO): chloride channel activity
Source: RefSeq, a predicted model, not a curated record